AUGGCACUAGGUGCAUCUAUACGGGGAUGGAAACAUUGUAGGCCAGUUGUUGUGGUUGAUGGCACCUAUCUAAAUGGACAUUAUGGUGGCACCUUAUUCACGGCAUGUACACAAGAUGCAAAUAACAGCAUUUAUGUACUUGCUUUCGGGAUUGGGGAUAACGAGAAUGACAGCUCCUGGACAUGGUUUUUUAGACAGUUGAGAAAAGUAUAUGGGGAUAGAGACAGUUUGUGCUUCGUGUCGGAUCGUCACAACAGCAUCAAAAAGGCGAUUGAAAAUGUGUAUCUGGGAGCAUGUCACGGGAUAUGUUCUUACCAUCUACUACAAAAUCUAAAAUCACAGUACGGGAGAUCAGGACAAAACAUAACACAAGCAUUCAAUGCAGCUGUUCAUGCCUACACACUAUUGGAAUAUGAAUAUUACAUGCAACAACUCGACUCGAUUAAUCAGAAGAUAAGGGGUUAUCUGGUACUAUACUAUAUGUUGUCCUAUGAUGAUAUUCACAUAAAUACGUUUAACAUGGAUGAAGUUGGACCUGAGAGAUGGUCACGUUUCCACAUGCCUUCAAACCGGUAUUCUACAAUGACAUCGAAUAUUGUGGAGUUGGUUAAUGCGGUUACAAAACACAAGGAGGAUGCCCAAGGCACUUUGACAACCUUGUCAAUCAAGUAUGAGAAGAAGAUAAGGGAAAUGAGUACAGAUAUGAGAAACCUGUGGGUUUCACCUAUUAAUCAGGCAAUGUUCUCAGUUAGCGGUGAAAGUUCCUCCUUCGUUGUUGAUAUAGAAAAUCGGACAUGCACAUGUAGGAUGCUUCAAGUUGAUCAACUAUCUUGUCCACAUGCUUUGGCUGUGUUUGCGAGUAUGAAGAUGGAUCCAUAUGAAUACUGCUCCUACUACUACACAAGUGAAGCGUUCAGAAAUACAUACCAAGAAACCAUUUUUCUGCAAAGUUGUGAAAGGCCUACUGAGAAGAGAUUCAAAGCAGCGUACGAGAAAAACAUAACUGUCAAAUGUGGUCGGUGUGGUGAAAGUGGUCACAAUUGUAGAACAUACAACAACUUAGUUCCGUUGAGUCAAAGCAAUAAGAAUAAAGAGAGGAAGAGGAUGAAGACUGGAAAUGCACAUUGA
Molecule: messenger RNA, 1128 nt
Organism: Olea europaea var. sylvestris
Lineage: Eukaryota; Viridiplantae; Streptophyta; Magnoliopsida; Lamiales; Oleaceae
Exons: 5
Coding region: 1-1128 (375 amino acids)
Molecular function (GO): zinc ion binding
Source: RefSeq, a predicted model, not a curated record